GAGGCAGUUUGUUAAAAGUGUUUCAAAGUUUCCAAUAAAAUUCACCACUCUUGCAAUGCAAAGUCUGAAAAAUGAAACAAGAGUGCCAUUGGAAUUCUGGUUGCCAGCUCUGAUCUCUACAGGAGUUAUUCCAGAGUGUAACAAAAGCAGCAACAGAAAUAACCUUUGGCAUUAGAGCACCAUCCUGCAUUAAUUGGUCCUGCCAACAGAGCUUUGCUUUUGAACCCCUCUGAUAAUGAAACCUUGCCAGAACUGUGAGAUUAUAAUGUUGAUUUUCUUAAGAAGUUGUGAGUCCUUAACCCAGCAUCUCCAGGUGAGCCCCUGCAAUAGGAGAGUCCUGUUCCUGCCGUCAGUGGAGAGGAGGAAUCAGCCAAUUGCAACUCGCCCAGGGAAGUUCAGAAGUGGAACCAUCCAUGAAAUGCCCCCUUCUGUCCCAGAGAUCCCCCAGAGAUUCAGCUCCAGUGCCAAACCCCAGGGAGUGUCAGCUGCCACAAAACUGAUGUUUGAGUUAGGAAGAAAAGUGACAGAUGCCCACCUGAACAGGGCACAAGAGGCUGAGCAAGUUCCAGGUUGCCCCAGAUCUCCCAAAGGAAAAAAUCCAUGCCAGACAGAGUUGCUUCUGUUCAGCACAGCCCUGCUCUUCUCAGGAGCCCACGAGACACGAGCAUGGACUGUCCUCCUGGGCCCCUCCUGCCGUGCCUGUGUCCCAGUGCACGUGCUGUGGGCAGCAGCCAGGGAGCUGGAGACACGAGUGUGCAGCCAGAAGGACAGCCUGGCCAGGGGUGCUGCAGUGCCCAAUCCAAGGCUCCCGGGGUGCUGUGGCGGUGCCGAGUGGGAAAACCCUCCAGGCCGUGCUGGACAAGAUCCCCCGGCAGCAAAGGCAGCUGCUCCAUCUCCAGGGCACUCUCUCAAUCCGGGGUUGCAGGAGCAGGAUAAGGAAUAUCCCUGCACCUUGUUCCCUGUGGCAAGAGGCUCCAUCCCUGUAGGAGCCUCCGUGAGCCCUGCUGGCUGGAGGCCGGAGGAAUCCCGGGGGACAGGUCUCCCUUGUCCCCUGGAGCCGUGGGGAUCAGCAGACCCCGCUCAUCCCUGAGGAUGCUCAUGGCCAGGAGGAGACUGAGAGCAACAAGCCUGUUCCAGUGAGGCAUUCCCAGGAUAGAGUGGCACAGCAGCAAGUGUUGGUGCCCAAUCCAUGGCUCCCAGGAUGCUGCCAUGUGGGAAGACCUUCCACGCAGUGCUGGACAAGAUGCUGCAGUGGCAAAGAGAAGUGUUCCCAUCUCCAGGCUCUCUCCUGAUCCAGCUCUGGAGGAGCAGGAUAUAGAAUAUCUCCACACCUCCAUUACUCCUGGCAAGAGCCUCCAUCCUUCCCAGAGCCUCCAUGGAUAAGAGUCCCUGCUCCCGUGGAGCAGUGGGUAUCUGCAGACCCCGCUAAUCCAGUCCCAGUGGGAGCCCAGCCCAUUCCAUUCCUGGAUUCCCAGGGGCAGGUGGCACAGCAGCAAAUGUCCCAGAGCCACCAGUGCCAAAUCCACAGCUCCCAGGAUGCUUCCAUAUGGGAAAACCCUCCAGACGUUGCUGGACAAGAUCCUCCAGUGUCCCAGGCAGCUGUUCCCAUCUCCAGGGCGCUCCCUCGAUCCGGCUGUGCAGGACCAGGCUAAGGAAUAUCUCUGCACCUCCGUUAGUUCUGGCAGGAGCUUCAUCCUUCCCAGAGCCCACGUGAGAACUGCCUGAGUGCCCAGGGAUGAGCCCCACGGACAGGUGUCCCGGGUGUUCCCAACUCCAGGGUGCUCUGUCGAUCUGGUGUGGCAGGAGCAGGACAAGGAAAAUCUCCGCACCUCUGUUGGUUCAGGCAGGAGCCUCCAUCCCUCCCAGAGCCUCCCUGAGCCCUGCCAGGCUUCAGAUGGAUCAGCCCCCAUGGAUGGCACUCCCUGCUCCCCUGGAGCCGCGGGAAUCAGCAGAGCCCGUUCAUCCCUGAGGGUGCCCAUGGCCAGGAACAGCCUGGGGGUAACGAGCCCAUUCCAGGCUCUCAGCUGAGGCAUUCCCAGGAGCAAGUGGCACAGCAGAAAACUUCCUGGGGGUGCCAGUGCCCAGUCCACGGCUCCCAGGAUGCUGCCAUGUGGGAAGACCCUACAAACAGUGGUGGACAAGAUCCCCAAGCAACCAAGGCAGCUGUUCCCAUCCCCAGGGGCUGUCUCAACCCAGGUGUGGAGGAGCAGGAUGAGGAAUAUCUCCACCCCUCAGUUACUUCUGGGAAGAGCUUCCAUCCCUCCCAGAGCCUCCUGAGACCUGCUGGACUCCAGAUGGAUGAGCCCCCCUGGACUUUUUGGUGGGAGAAAUAGAACAUUGCUCACAACAUUCCACUCUGGCCAAAUAAGGAACAACAGAAUCUGGAA
This is a messenger RNA of Myiozetetes cayanensis, 2387 nucleotides long. RefSeq lists its product as uncharacterized. The record is from RefSeq and is a predicted model, not a curated record. NCBI's taxonomy places the organism in Eukaryota, Metazoa, Chordata, Aves, Passeriformes, Tyrannidae. The coding region runs from base 236 to 1090 and encodes 284 amino acids. The transcript is spliced from 4 exons.